UCCGUCGCGGAACAGGGCACGCUUGCAUGGUUGUAGAUUACUGUCAUGUGUCCAAUUGGUCAUUCAGAUAUGAUAUCGACUUCUCAGAACCCGCGUCUUUGGAUAUAAAAUCUAGUACAUUGCCCAUAACAUUGGAUAGUAGUAAAUUUUCAUCAUAUCUCUUUUUAUCGUACAAAUCCUUCACGGUGUUGAGCUUGACAAGAUGUCGCAAGAACCGACUGCGUUUUGGUCCAAGGCCAACCGGUUCCUAAUGAACACCGGUGUUCCAUUCUCUCCCGUAAUUAUCACCAAAGCAAAUGGAACCCGCCUCCACGACAGCUCAGGUAGACAAAUUCUCGAUUUCACUUCUGGCCAAAUGAGUUCCCUUCUCGGCCACUCCCAUCCAGAGAUCGUUGAGACCGUGCACAAGUACAGCGCUGAGCUCGACCAUCUCAUCAGCAACAUGAUCACCAACCCCGUCAUCGACCUCGCAGAGCGACUAGCCCGUAUCGCUCCAGCACCGCUGGAAAAAUCCUUCUUCCUCAGUACCGGAUCUGAAACGACAGAGGCGGCGAUCAAAAUGGCCAAAUGCUACACCGGCAAGUUUGAGAUCGUCGCUUUCGCGGCCAGCUAUCACGGACUGACCCAGGGAGCUGGAUCCGCAACGUACUCGGCGGGUCGCAAAAACGGCGGACCGUCUGUGCCUGGCCAAUUGGCAUUCCCCGCGCCCUAUGCUUUUCGGUCACCAUUCCGGAAAGCGGACGGAAGCUACGACUGGGAGACCGAAAUGGAAUUCGGCUGGUCUAUGAUCGAUAGACAAAGUGUCGGUUCUCUCGCAGCGUUCAUCAUGGAGCCAAUUCUGUCGACUGGCGGCAUCCUUGAGCCACCAGAGGGUUAUCUACAGCGCAUGUCGGAAGAAUGCAAAAAGCGUGGUAUGCUGCUCAUCAUGGAUGAGGCACAGACUGGCGUUGGUAGGACUGGACAAAUGUUCGCUUUCGAGCGAGACGGGAUUGUUCCUGACAUUCUCGCACUUUCCAAAACACUAGGCUGUGGACUUCCAUUGGGCUCAGUGACUACUACCGCGGAGAUUGAGAGAGGCUGCAAAGAAGCUGGAUUCCUCUGGCUCACUACACAUCUCAAUGAUCCCCUGACUGCAGCCGUCGGAAACAAAGUCCUUGAAAUCGUGGAACGAGACAAUAUCUGCCAACGUGCAGCGGAGCGAGGCGCUCAAUUGCGAAAAGGCCUAUUGAAACUUCAGCAGAAGUACUGGUGUAUCGGUGAUGUUCGAGGGCGGGGCCUGCUCCAAGGUAUAGAAAUCAUAUCGGAUGCGAAGACGAAAGCGCCAGGGUCUGAACUGGGACAAGCUGUUUCUGAUAGGGCUAUGGAAAUGGGACUCUCAUGCAAUAUUGUCAAUCUCCCCGGAAUGGGAGGUGUUUUCAGAUUAGCGCCCCCAGUGACAGUAACAGGAGAUGAGAUUGAGGAGGGUUUAGCCAUACUAGAUGAGGCAUUUGGGCAUGUACUUUCUCAAAGAAGUCAUCUGUAGUCUGGGCGUUCAUCAAUGAUGAUUCGACGUCGAGGAAGAAGCGCCCGCUGUUUAAUCUAGACUCUUGUGUGUAUCUCUACUUGAUAAUGGUCUCGUAGCGUGGCAUUGCCCAAUAACUGAGGGAGCAAACCAUGCAAUGAAGUAAGCCUUCAAGUGCGGUAUGUAUAAAUAGAGCGAUUAGCCAAAUCUUCGAAAAUAAAGACGAUGACUUGCAGUUGAGUGGCGUUACAUGACAAUUCUAGUGGACGGGGUCGCGCCAAGAAGACAUGAUCUUAUACAACAUCGCAGGUUGUCCCAAUCCCAGAUUCUAGU
This is a messenger RNA of Aaosphaeria arxii CBS 175.79, 1834 nucleotides long. Its product is annotated as PLP-dependent transferase. Gene Ontology annotation, molecular function: transaminase activity; pyridoxal phosphate binding. The record is from RefSeq and is a predicted model, not a curated record. The coding region runs from base 203 to 1522 and encodes 439 amino acids. Gene Ontology annotation, cellular component: mitochondrion. The transcript has a single exon. NCBI's taxonomy places the organism in Eukaryota, Fungi, Ascomycota, Dothideomycetes, Pleosporales.